AUGGCCGCGGUUGGGAUAGUGGCCCGUGACUCGCACGGUAUGGUCCUUGGGGGAAUGGCUAUGAAGAUUGACCCUCCCUUUAUGGCCGAAUCCACGGAAGUUGUUGCGUUCACUCAUGGUAUUCGAUUAGCUAUUGAGAAUGGGUGGAACAAUGUGACUAUGGAAGGUGACGCCAUCUCGGUUGUGUACAGGUUGUCUAAUCAGACCACGAACAAGACCCAUGACAUUUCUACAGUUGGAUUGUUGCUCAAUGAGACUCGAUCGCUUCUUGUUGACUAUCCUUCUUUCAAAGUGCACUAUGUUAGUAGGGAAGCGAAUAGAGUGGCCCACACACUAACUCAAUGGUAUCGAACCACAAUCCAAUCUGGUUUUUCUUGGAUGAACCUGAAUGUAUUAAACAACUUGUAA
Molecule: messenger RNA, 408 nt
Organism: Hibiscus syriacus
Lineage: Eukaryota; Viridiplantae; Streptophyta; Magnoliopsida; Malvales; Malvaceae
Exons: 1
Coding region: 1-408 (135 amino acids)
Molecular function (GO): RNA-DNA hybrid ribonuclease activity; nucleic acid binding
Source: RefSeq, a predicted model, not a curated record